UCAAUCGGAUAUCGACCUCUGGCCUCUGAUCAUGGUCAACAAGCUGCAAAGACUACGGAUAGCUGUCGUUCAACAUCGUUCGAGUUGAAAACCGGACACCUGAAUAUCGCCCCGGCCCCUUACCGAUUGCUGCACCUAUCGACCUUUCAGACAUGCCCGUCCUGCUCAAGUUCCUCCUCCCGAAACCGGGAACCACCUACCCCCCGACCGAGCCUGCCUUGGUCAACAGCUCCACCCCGAACAAGAUCGAGAACGAGCAUUUCGAAGGAGAAAUCUCGAUGUGGAUCAAAGAUUACAACGGCCUCAAGAACGGAGGGGAAGAGGAUCUGUAUUUCGGCCAGCCGGGGCGGGAGGGGAGUACUUAUGCGUUGGUUGUGAAAGGCAAACAUCUGGGACCGAUAUCUGCAAACGAUCUGCUAUUCGGAAACGUCUUUGAGAAGCCCAUCCGAAGUAGCUUGCCAUGGGGUACUUCUAUCGCGAUGAAGUUUAUCAACUGGGUAGAUCCGACCGUUGAGAUGGACCCAUACUCGGACAAACCUUGGGCUCUAUCACCUCUGCUAGCAUCGAUGAACUACCUCUCCGUUAAGCCUGCCAGUGAACCAGUGGACUCCAAAAAGACCAUUACCGAAGACUCUCACUCGGGAAUCGAUACCAUGUGGAAGAACUCAGCUGAGGGCAAGCAGGAUAGCCAGUCGGAAGAGCCACAGGAAUGGGAGACGGGGACCGCGGCGGGGAUCAGCGCGAGAAGACGAUGGUUGACGAAGAAGGAAAAUCGGGAAGAGUUGAUUGUCGAUAAAGACUGGCAGUUCGGUUGCGAAUUCGGGAACGGUCUGAUCGACUUCAAAACCCUGCACGUCGUCCUGCCCCAUCCUUUCCCACUCAGAAUUCCCCUGCUCAAAUAUUGGGACGGACAGCCGGCGAUCUACAUCUGUAAAUCCAGGGACGGGAAAAAGAUCUUUUGGUCGAUGGCUAUCCAGAUCGAGGCGGUGGAUGAUACGGAUUACGUAUCUGCCAAGGAGGACGUCGUCGCAGAGAACGACGAGGUCAAGGGGGCCGUGGAGGAGUCUGAAGAGAAAGGAAGGCCAGAAGUGGGAGGGGGGCUCGGGAAGAAACCGGAGGAGCUGAACGAUGAUGUGGAUUAGAUGCAAGACGCCAACCUGGUGGAGUGAUUGUAGACUGGUGCACGGAAAUACCCCUUGAUACACGCAGGCGAUUCACCGAGACUGUAUAGACUUGCAUGACUGUAUCUCUUCGAACCAUAGACGAUGGAUUUCAUUUUGCCUACCAUUCUUAAGAGACAGUCUGUUCCCGCCUUCUUGGGGCAUCGUUUCAGUUUCGAUA
Filobasidium floriforme is the source of this 1341-nucleotide messenger RNA. RefSeq lists its product as uncharacterized. NCBI's taxonomy places the organism in Eukaryota, Fungi, Basidiomycota, Tremellomycetes, Filobasidiales, Filobasidiaceae. The record is from RefSeq and is a predicted model, not a curated record. Bases 153 to 1142 code for a protein of 329 amino acids. The transcript has 5 exons.